GCUACAUCUAUUCUACCCGUCUCAAAUUCACCCAACCCAACCCGACCCCACCUCACCUUUUUUGUCUUGAUCCCUGAAUAGAAGAACAACCCAUUUCAGGCUGUCCGUUUUCUUUUAAGAAUUUUAAUAAUUUGAUCGGUUUGAGGUGAAUAUUCAGCUUUUCUUGAUGCCCUUAUUGCAAAUCUUGAUUAUUCUCCACUUUUUGAGUUGCAGCUGGUUUCUUGGAAAAUAAAGUGCUGUUGGAUUGAAUGAAGUAAUUGCGCUCAAUCCACCCUUGAGGGCAUUCUUGUUCUUUGGUAUCAUCGAAAAGGUCCAAUCUUUCUUAUCUGGUGAUCUUUUAGAUGGAUUUCAAUACAGAUUCAACUCCACAUUUGAGCUUAUUUGCAGCCUUGUCGUAUGGAGCUGCAUCAAUGGGAAUGGUUUUUAUCAAUAAAGCAGUGCUCAUGCAGUACGCACACUCAAUGACUCUUCUUGCUCUUCAGCAAUUGAUGACAACUUUGCUUAUACGCUUUGGUAGAGUAAUGGGAUAUACAAAAGCCAGAGGAUUUGAUGUAGAGGCAGCCAAAAAGCUUUUACUAGUUUCCUUCUUCUACAAUGCUAAUGUUGCCUUUGCACUAGCAAGCUUGAAAGGAGUAAAUAUUCCAAUGUACAUAGCCAUCAAAAGGCUUACGCCGCUAACUGUACUUAUAGCUGGAUUCUUUUUUGGAAAGGGGAGGCCAACAACUCAGGUCAGUCUGUCUGUAAUCCUGACAGCUGUAGGGGUUCUGAUAGCAGCACUUGGAGAUUUUUCCUUUGAUCUUUUCGGCUAUAGCAUGGCCUUUACUUCUGUGUUUUUCCAGACCAUGUACCUCGUGUUGGUAGAGAAAUCAGGAGCUGAGGAUGGGCUUUCCUCAGUUGAAAUCAUGUUUUAUAACAGUGUUCUGUCGUUACCCUUUCUUCUAUUCCUUAUCAUAGCCACUGGAGAAUUUCCAAAUUCCAUGGCAGUACUCUUCACAAAGAGUAGCUCGCUUUCAUUUUCAGUUAUUCUUCUCCUUUCCUUGGUGAUGGGAAUAAUUCUGAACUACACAAUGUUCUUGUGCACAAUCGUCAACUCUGCUUUAACCACUACCAUAGUCGGCGUUCUCAAGGGAGUUGGUUCGACAACCCUCGGCUUCAUCUUACUGGGAGGAGUAGAAGUGCAUGCUUUGAAUGUCAUUGGACUAGUAAUCAAUACUGUCGGUGGCAUAUGGUAUUCAUCCUCAAAAUAUCAGGAGAAGAAAAAUAAGUUGCCUAAGCUGACAACGGAUAUGGUAGCGCAUCGCAAAUGAGAUUCUUCAUUUGUUCAAGAAGCUCAUUUUCUAACAGCAGCAAUUACAUGGAAGUUUUGUUCGUUCACAAAUUUAAGGCAUUCGUUGAUUACUGGAAAGUAUACUUCAUCAGAAGUACUGGAAUGAGGUCUUGACUAUUCAAAACUUUGAAAAAUAAUGGCAAAACAGAGAAUGCAAACAACUUGAAAUCUUGGAAGGAGCUUCAGAGAGCUGAGGGGUCACAAAAUAUUUUGUGGGCUUUUGGUUUUCAUCUGUGUUUAGUACAGCAAACUUGGAACUGCUUUCCUAUGGUCAGAAAUUCUGCUCUAAUUCCUGCGAAUGGACUCCAGAUUUCUGACAGACCACCUGUAGAAUUGUUGGCAUAUUGCAUUAAAUCUUUGAUGAUUUUCCUUGAGGUGGGGCUCUUUUAUUUGGCAUCUGACUUGUUCAUGUGGCUCUUGUGCAUGUUAGAAUCUGGUUCUUGUCUCUGCAAAUGAAUAAAUGCAUACCACAUAGUACAAGUUAUGGGCCCCUUUUGCUGCUGUAUGAUAACUCAUUUCUUUCAACAGCUGAGAUAUAUGCGGGCACAGGACAACCAGAGACUAGAAAUUCAAGAAUAGAUU
Molecule: messenger RNA, 1909 nt
Organism: Sesamum indicum (sesame)
Lineage: Eukaryota; Viridiplantae; Streptophyta; Magnoliopsida; Lamiales; Pedaliaceae
Source: RefSeq, a predicted model, not a curated record